GGUGUGAUAAACGAACACGAAUAGCAGUGUACAGGUAUAUGAAGCAGUAUGAAGUAAAUGGCAUUUUAAAAAUAACUACGCAGUCUGUCGAAUAGGAUGUCACGUCGUUAAACGCGUACAUUGUUGUAGUGUAAAUUUUUAAGAAAACCGUGAAUAUUUCUUAAAAAGAGAAAAUAGUUUUUCUAACAAUUUUUCGCAAUUGUUUAACACGGAUUACGUGAACAUUUUUCGUUUUCAAAAAUUGUUGCUGAGCAAAGUUCGGAAUCCGGGUUCGGUGAAAUCGUACUUGAUGCAUAGAUAAUGUGAGUGAGUGUAAUAUAAAGUAAAAGUUUCUGGCUAAAAUUCAUGGUUUGAAAACAAGUGAGAGAGAAAAAGACUAAGAAUCUUCCAAAAAAAAGUUCGGUGGCAACAAAACAAUCUGAAAAUUAAUGUAGUUUUAUAUUGAAAAGCAAAAAUAUAUAAAGUGAAAUUUUCCCUUAUUAAUUUUUCUUAUUUUCAUUCUUACUUGCGCUGUCAUCAUCAUUUUGACAACUCUCCACGCUUUUGGGAAUGUGCGUAUGUGUUGGAAUGGCGUGGUGUGUAAUGCUUUGUGUGUGGUAAAGUGGUGAAUUUGUAUACUAGCGGUUGCCAUUUGAAGCAAACAAAAGCAAAUGCAAAAGCAAAAGCAAAGCGGUAAAUAGGCGCGUAUAGAAGAUAAUUAAAGUUGUUAUCAAAUAUUGAAAUUAAAUACUAAUUGUGCCAAAUGCAACAAACAACCAUAGCAUUGAUGAACUAAACAACAUGAAAUCGAAAGAGAUAAUACACUCGGAUGAAAGAAAUAAAAUUAAAGUGUUUAAUAUAGCAUCUGCUGUUCAGAAGUGUUGAGUUUAAAUUAAUCUAAAAUUUAAAAUAUUAAUAUUUAUUUUAUCACUGCCUGGAUUAAUAACUUAUUAUAAAGGUGAGAGUAAAUGGGAGAGCAGCUGAAAAAAGCGAGUGUAACCCUGUGGGUGGAGUUGUAUUUAUAUACAUGUACAUAGAUAAUAAAAAAACGUAUGUAUGUGUAUUGGUUGUAAAUAUGCGUUAUGAAAACAUUUCUUUCGUGGUUCUAUGCAAGUUUACGGACUCCACUAGUAAUGACAAGAAGAUUCUGUGUAGUUUUGAAAAAUGGGCACAGCUACAAAGGUGCUAAGACCAAUAUACGUAUUCAUAACAUCAAUUGCAACUAAAGCCACUGAAAAGUACACGACAAGUUGACCGCAGCUGUUACAUAUAGCAUUUCAACACUUUGACGAGCCACUUUCCUCCCACCGUGUCUUCAGCCUUUAUUUAAACUUGCCUUAAUAUAAUUUUCCCAGCAUUCGCUGUAGUAAGAUUCCCAUAAAUUCCUCUGUUAUUUUAAAACCAAUACUAAUAUCAAUCAAUCAAUUUGUGUUCGAAUUAUGAUGGUGUUACUGAUUAGUUUGCCAUUCGGGAAUGGGCUAACGAGUGUCAAAAAAUUUAAUUACGCAUAAUUGUCACAACUGAAAAAUCAUAAAAGAAAAAACUUCUUAAACAAAAAAAUUUAGAUACAAUUUAUACAAAACUAUAAAAACUUGAAAGUUUUUAACUGAAACAUAAAAAUAAACCGAAAAUAAAUAGAAACACUGCAACGUAUAUAUUUCAAAACUCUUCAUAAUGAGUCGAUACUAUAAUAACAGUACGGGUGGUAACAGUACUAAAGCCCUUAAUUUGACUGCCAAUGCUACUGUCAAAAAGAUGUCCACAAGACGGCAAGUUGAGCACGAAAAUGGUUUCUAUGACCAAGGUGCGGAUGACAAGCAUUUCAUGGGUGUUGCUGGUGGCAGCGGUACCAGCAGUGGAAAACGCACCCGUCAGCCUUCGGCGGAGCAGUAUGUGAACGGUGGUCGCAGCAAGCGACAAAAGGUAAACAUGUGGACAUCGAAUUCCACAACAUUACCAGUUAACGCUCAUAUUGCUACGCAUGGCGAAAGCAAAUAUCCACGACAAGGCGCUUUAACGACUACAACAACUAAUAACAAACAAGAACAACGUAACCAAUACUAUUCCAAUAAUAACACUAAACGUUAUGCACAAUCUCAAAUGCUAGCACAGCAAUAUCAACCACAGCAUCAACAUCAACAAGUUAGCAGUACAUCGUCAAAUAAAAAAUCUGCAACUAGUAAUAACAAUAACAAUAAUAUUAAUAACAACAAAAACACUUACUAUAUGCAACUCAAUGCAAAAACAAAUACAUUACCCGUGGCUGAAACAAUCGAAGUGCCUGACAGCAGUGAUAGCGAUAAUGAUAAUGAUAAAGCUGAUAAAAAAUUGCUAACACAGGGAGCCAAUAACGAACAUUUGGCAAAUGGUGUAGGUGGCAGUAGUGGUAUGCCGACGCUUAUUGUGAGUGGUAGUAGCAGCAGCAACAGCAAUAGCAACAGUAAUAGUCACUCAACGACUACUACUCAUGCACAACAACACCAGCAACAAAACAAAUUCAAGUAUGAACAGCAGCAACAACAAUUGAAUGCCAACGGCGCCAGUAGCAGUGGUCAAGCAUCAAGUAAAAAUAGGGAAAGCAGUCGCAAAGGUGAUGCUUCCAGCGGCAACAAUAAUGCAGAUUUAGAACGCAUGCAACGUGAGAUUGAAGAAGUUACACAAGUUCACACCAAAUGCACUGCAACGGAAGAGGAAAAAGUGAAUUUGUCACAUUUCAAACUGAUACGUGUACUUGGAACUGGGGCCUAUGGCAAAGUGUUUCUGGUGCGUAAGAUUGGUGGUGAUGAUGACAUGACAUUAUAUGCCAUGAAGGUGUUAAAGAAGGAUACUGUGGUGCAAAAGAAGAAGACAGCCGAACAUACCACAACCGAACGACAAGUUCUUGAGGCUAUACAACAAAGUCCAUUCCUCGUUGGCAUGCACUAUGCAUUCCAAACGGAUUCGAAAUUAUAUUUAAUUUUGGAUUACGUUAGUGGUGGCGAACUAUUCACACAUCUCUAUACAGCCGAACACUUCUCGGUGCCUACUGUGCGCAUUUACAUUGCCGAAGUAGUGCUCGCAUUGGAACAUUUGCACAAACUGGGUAUAAUAUACCGUGAUAUAAAACUCGAAAAUAUACUCUUAGAUGGACAGGGUCACAUAGUGCUUGCCGAUUUCGGUUUAUCAAAAAUAUUCGAACCUGAUUCGGAUCAUCGUGCGCAUAGUUUUUGUGGUACAUUGGAAUAUAUGGCGCCAGAAAUUAUACGCGCCGGUGCUACUGGACAUGAUCUCGCUGCCGAUUGGUGGUCUGUGGGCGUACUCACCUACGAAUUGCUCACCGGCGCCUCGCCUUUUACAGUUGUCGAACAACAAAAUUCUCAAGUCGACAUUUCACGUCGCAUACAAAAAGUCGAUCCGGUAUUGCCGUCGACAUUAAAUGAUACAGUCAAAGACUUUAUAUUGAAAAUGUUGCAUAAGGAUCCCAAAAAACGUUUAGGUGGUAAUAGUAAAAAUGCUGCUGAAAUCAAAAAACAUCCGUUUUUCAAAGGUAUCGACUGGGAUGAGCUUAAGAGUAAGCGACGAAAAGCACCAUUCAAGCCGAAACUGGAUAGCGAAGAUGACACUCAGAACUUCAGCGAGGAAUUCACCAAACAGCCAGUGAUCGAUUCUCCUGCACCGGUUCCUGUUAAUACACAUAGAUUGUUUCGUGGUUACUCCUAUGUGGCACCGCAGCACUUAAAAUCGCUAAGAGCAACGCAAAAGGUGUAUGACGUCGAGUAUUCGAAAGAUCCAAUUGUGCAUCCAACGACCUGUCCGCCCUCACUUCAAUUAGGCAACCAUUUGAGUAAAGGCAGUUUUGGCAAUUGUUACAUCCUCAAUCACAAAGACAAUGAUAAGCAUUUCAAUCGUGUUGCCAAAGUAAUAUCGGAAAAAUUAUACCGACCUGCCGAGGUAGACGCUUUAAGAUCUUGUAAUCAUCGGAACAUAUGUAAAUAUGUAGAUACGUACCGUUAUGGAUCUAAUAUUUGGAUUGUGUUGGAACAUAUAGCUGGCGCUGAACUACAACAAUUCGUUCAAGCGUCUGGCGGCCUCUCUGAGUCACAAUGCUGUGAUAUAUUCAUUCAAAUUUGUGAUGCUGUGCAAUAUUUGCACUCAAAAAAUUUCAUACACGGCGAUUUAAAACCCGAAAAUAUACUAUUCACCGAUACGCAAAUGAAACGUAUCAAAUUGGUAGAUUUCGGCUCAGCCAGCUACAAUACGAGCGGCAAUACUUGGCAAGAUACUCCUCGUUACACACUCGACUAUGCGCCACCUGAAAGCCUUACAGACCCACAAUGUACAAUAUACUCAAAAGCCUAUGACAUCUGGUGUCUCGGUGGAACACUUUAUGCUAUGUACAUGGGCCAUCCGCCAUUUCGGCGCGCUCAAAACGAACAAGUACCCGAGCGGGUGGUGAAACAGCGUAUUAUUGAUGGGGAUUUACAAAAUAAAUCGUCCCGCUGGAAGAACGCUAAACCGGCAAUGAAGCAGCUCAUCACAGAAUUCUGUUUGCAACAUGAUACCGCUAAGCGCGCAUCCAUUGAGGGUUUAUUAGGCCACCAAUUCCUCUGUGCUAAAUUCGAUGAGCUACAAAAGAUACUUCGCCGUUUGAACCGCCAACAAUCGAUGGAAGCGGCAAGCACCGAUGAUGAUGGUGAUGAUGAGGGGGAUGCAGUUGCGGUUGAUACAAUUGAGGAAGAAGAAGAGAUAGCAGAAGAAGGCGUUGAUGCGGCGCAUUUAGCUGAUCAAAUAGCUGAAAAUGCGAGUGUUGAUGAAGGUGAACAGCUUGUAAAUAAUGAACAUGCUGAGGCGGAAAGUGCGGAUACCGAAUUAAAUGAAGAGAAGGCUGCUAUGGAAAUAGCGGGAGAAGGGCACGAAGUGCAACCUCCAGUACUAGAAGCAAUCGAGGAACUGGGCAAUUAUAAAGAAUGGCAAACGCAACAGGAACAACAACAAGCUCCCAGUUUAUCGCACGAAUCUGAUACACGAUCUUCACAUGAACGACUCGAAUCAGAGGGUGACACCACCAGCGGCUUAGGGCGCAGCAAAUCCUCUGAUCAUACACUGAUUGAACGACAGACAUUAAGUGUGAAUAGUUUGAAUGGUUUGGAUGUGAGUGGCGAACAAAUCGAAUGUGGCGAACUCAUAGAACUUGAGUGUGUUACCAGUGAAAAGACUGUAAGCGCAGAUGAAUUGAACGAUAGCAUGCUAGAGGACGAAGUGGAUGUCGAAGGAUUUGUUGGUUUUGAUGAGGAUGAAUUGAUUGAACGUAAAGUAAACUACAUAGAUAUACUAUUAGCGCAGAUUGAACAGAAUAAGACUGCUAUUGUGGAAAGUGACAAGAAUGAAAUAGACGAAACGGAAGUGCUAACGAAGACUGAGCCAGCUUUUGAAGAUACGAAUGGAAAUAUAAGUGCAAUUAAAGAAAACGCUGAUACUGAAGUGAAUGAAGCGUUUAAGGAACUAGAAAAUGACAGCCUGCAUAAGGAAACUAAUAAUAUCAAUACAACAGCCAAACUUUCCAAAGACAAGGCGUAUGUGCAAACGCAAAAACUAAUAACAAAUAAUAAAAAGCAACGAAAUGUUAAACAACUGCGUACGAAUAAGCGAUUGAGUCUGAAGGAAAAUAAAACUAAUGAAAGCAUUAAAGCAACGGAAGAGGCAGAACUAUCUUUACCGACAAUAGAGCGUUCAGUUGAUACUGGCGUAAAAAAGAAAGAAGAAUUAGAGAUUGUAAAAGACAUCAGUGAAAUCAAAAAAGAAUUACCAUUAUCAGCACAAUCCAAAACAAUACGAUCUCGGCGCAGUCGCCGUAGUUUACGUAUACCCACACACGAUGAUGAAAACAACUGGCUGGGUAUUUCAACGCAAAUGCGUGCAAAAUACGCACAACGUUACAAAGCACGUUAUCGCGUAUUCACGAUUCUACUAUUUAAUACACAAAACGCUUUACGUCAUUUCAAAUUCGAACGUCGCUACUAUGAAUACGAAACGCCAAAAGAGAACGAAAUUCCGGAAGAGGAUACUAUAUUAUGGUCGAAUAAUAGCGAUAAAAAAUUAGAAAAUAAUGAAAAUGUAGUCAAUGAUGAAAAAACAAAUAAUAUUAGAAUUGGCAAUAGUAAAAAAACGAUUCAAAAGCAAACUAAUCGUGAAAUCACUGCGCCCGUUUCCAAAAGCGAAAUACACAUUCUCAAGAAUUUAGAAAAACAAGAAAUUACUAGAAAUGAAAGUCACAUCAAGGAUGCUGUACCUUCAACGGCAGCUCAUUUACUUCCAGCUGGCACGCUGCGUACAUUACGCCAACGUCACGUAUACAAAUGAUUGGCGCAUCAAUUGCGAAUUAUGGUGGAUCUAGAAUUCAUAUUGGGCUAUCGAUAUGGCCAAAAGGCAGAUUAUUAUUACAUAUUUAAUUUUCAUAUCCUUUUGAAUAAUCUUUGUAAAUUCAGCUAUGUUAUAAUUUAAAGCCAACAGAGUUAAUGGCUUGCAUUCAAUGAGUCUGUGUGUGUGUAACAAAGAGAGGUGUAGAUAUUAAAUGCGAGACAACCGUUUUUACUCCAUAAUACUUACUUACUUUAAUUCUUAAUAUUAUGUAAAUGACGUUUAAAAUAAUCAUGAACGUUUUUUUUACCUUUAAAUAUGCAUUAUGAAAACAAAAAGUACUGAAAAAACUGUCAUUAUUAACAGUUUUCUUCUUUAUAUUGGGUUACAACAAUAAAUUCAUUUUCUAAUUAACAAACUAUACAAUAUAUGGAAAUUAAAAACAACACAGAGUGCAGUGGUCGAAGGAAUAGAAACUCAGGUAUAUACAUACAUACAUAUUUAAAACCAUAAAAUGCUGCACAUUUCCCAAUUAAUAAGAUAACUAAUGAAAUUUUCGUUGCACGUUUGAAAACAUUUUUACUUUCCAACGCAUUUAAUUACCUCUCUUAUUACGCGCUCAUUUCGUAUUAUAUAUAUAUAUAUAUAUAUACGUAUAUGUAUAAACUAAUUGUCAUAUUUUAUUGCAAGUACUAAAACCGAAAAUUAGUAUUUAAUGGAUAAUGAAUACAGCGUUGAAAAACUUAUUGUACCUAUAGUUCAAUUUAAACGAUAUUUAAAGAUGUGAGCAAUAAAAUUAAAUAAUAAUGAUAAAAAUAAAAAUAGCACCGAAUAUAAAUAUGAAAAAAAAGUUAUAUUUUGACUGUAAUAAAUAAAUAAGGAACAAAAGCAUAGUUUUUGUAGUUAAUAGCAAAUUGAGGUGAAUAUCACACUAAAAUACUUUAACUAAACCAAAAACAAACAGAAAACAUGAAAUUGAAAAAUGUAUGAAUUGAAUGAAGUUGAAAACUAACAAUAUAUGUACAUAUGUAGGUAUGUAUAUGUAUACAAAAUACAUGUGUAAAUUUCGCCAAAUAAUAGUAACAUUAUGAACAAUUGCAGCUAAUACUGUAUGUGUUUACAAUAAUUUUCACCAACAAUUAAUAUGAAAGUGAAAAGUGUAUGAUUUUCAAUAAUAUUAGUCCGCAUAUAGACACCUAUAUAUAUAUAAAACGCUGAAAGGAUUCACCACACAAAUGAAAAAGACUUCUUUUGAGCGUAUAACGGUAGUUUCUAGAUAAAAAAAAUUGAUAUUUACAAACGCAUACUAAUUUUUCUUAAAAAAAAAACAAUAAUUUUCAA
Ceratitis capitata (Mediterranean fruit fly) is the source of this 7656-nucleotide messenger RNA. RefSeq names its product chromosomal serine/threonine-protein kinase JIL-1. Bases 1654 to 6318 code for a protein of 1554 amino acids. Gene Ontology annotation, biological process: protein phosphorylation; regulation of DNA-templated transcription. The record is from RefSeq and is a predicted model, not a curated record. The transcript has 10 exons. Gene Ontology annotation, molecular function: ATP binding; protein serine/threonine kinase activity. Lineage: Eukaryota; Metazoa; Arthropoda; Insecta; Diptera; Tephritidae.